Protopterus annectens (West African lungfish) is the source of this 978-nucleotide messenger RNA. RefSeq names its product class I histocompatibility antigen, F10 alpha chain-like. Gene Ontology annotation, cellular component: external side of plasma membrane. Gene Ontology annotation, biological process: immune response. The record is from RefSeq and is a predicted model, not a curated record. The transcript is spliced from 5 exons. The coding region runs from base 1 to 978 and encodes 325 amino acids. Lineage: Eukaryota; Metazoa; Chordata; Ceratodontiformes; Protopteridae.
AUGUCUUUUCUCUUUGCAGGUAGGAGUCAUUCAUUACGUUAUUUCUACACGGGGAUAUCUGGUACCUCAAAUUUUCCAGAGUUUGUGACAACAGGCUAUGUGGAUGAUGUUGAAAUUGAUCGCUAUGACAGUGUGAUUCAAAGAGACGUACCCGUGGCCCAUUGGAUGAAGGAGAAUGAGGGUCAGGAUUACUGGGAUGGACAAACAGAGACCCUUAAAGGCUGGCAGCAGACAUUCAAAGCAAAUGUGAAAAUUGUGAUGGAUCGUACCAAUCAGACUACUGGUAUUCAUUCUUUCCAGCUGAUGUAUGGCUGUUCUAUGAAUGAUGGCACCACCAGUGGUAGCAAUGGAUUCUAUCAAUUAGGUUAUGAUGGACAGGACUUCGUCACAUUAGAUAAAGGCACUAUGACUUGGACUGCAGCAACACCUUCAGCUGUCAUCACUAAAAACAAAUGGGAUCCUAAUACAGCCAGGAAUAUGCAGUGGAAGGGUUAUUUGGACCAGACAUGCAUUGAAUGGCUUCAGAAAUAUCUUAAAUAUGGUCAAACUAGUCUGAAAAGAAAAGUUCCACCAGAGGCAAAGAUGACUGACAAAACAGAUGGUGAUAAUACCAAGCUGAAAUGCACAGUUAGUGGAUUUCACCCUCAAGAUAUUGAUGUUUAUUUUGUUAAAGAUGAUGAUAACAAAAUAGAAACAACAACAUCCACUGGACUUCUGCCAAACAGUGAUGGAACAUAUUAUACUGAGAAAUGGAUAGAGAUUGAUCCACGAGAUAAAUAUCAUUACUCGUGCCACACUGAGCAUGAAAGUUUAGAAUCAAAGCUGAUUGUGAAGCUCGAUCCAGAGUCCAAUGUUGCACUCAUUGCUGGGAUUGUUAUUGCUGUUGUUGCCGUGAUCCUUAUUGCCAUAAUCUCAGUGGUUAUCUGGAAAAAGAAGCAAAAAGAUGACAAGCACUACACUCCAGCAAACAGUAAGUGA